This is a messenger RNA of Rhodamnia argentea, 477 nucleotides long. RefSeq lists its product as uncharacterized. The transcript has 2 exons. NCBI's taxonomy places the organism in Eukaryota, Viridiplantae, Streptophyta, Magnoliopsida, Myrtales, Myrtaceae. The record is from RefSeq and is a predicted model, not a curated record. The coding region runs from base 8 to 373 and encodes 121 amino acids.
UUUUUCCAUGGUCAAACCCGACCCCACUUUUCUCUACCAUGUCGACGAAAGACGAUGGUGCUGCUGCAACAACAACGAGAGGCCCCUGCCAAGAAUGCUGCACAGCCUCGCCGACUACGAUGGCGCGCGUUACCCUUUAAGCCCAUCUUCUCUUCUCCUUCUUCUCUCCUACUUUUCUCCGGCGGAGAUCGAGGCAGAGAGACCCGUUCUUGAUCCGAUGCGCUGCGCGAAAGAGAGGGAGGGAUGUUCGGAUGCAAGUGCUUGUCUUGGAAUGGGAUCGCCGGUCGUCCCCAUCCUCAGCCCGAGCCCUUCUCUGUGCCCGUUCCGAUCCCCCAAUGGCCGCCGGGUCAAGGAUUUGCCAGUGGAAGGAUAAAUCUUGGGGAAAUUGAAGUCUGUAAAGUCCACAGGUUUGAAUAUGUCUGGGGUUGGAAUCUGUCAAGGGAUGAGAGAAAAGGUUCAGUUUCUAUAGGCCUGCGG